GACAUAUAAAGACAUUAAAUCCACACUCGGCUGCAGACAUGGAUUUGACAUUAGUGAGAGACAUUUGAAAAGAUUAAAAAAAGGUUUUCUACGUCGGCAAACCGGAAAUUGAACAUACGGGGGCGAACCGGAAGUAAACCAGACACACAACAGCGGAGGCGCAAAGCGAAAAGGAUAAAACGCCCAUCUGUCAGCUACAACCAUGGAGGACGAUUUGGAGAGGUUCUUAAUUUCUAGAGAAGUCCCAAAAGACGACAUUACACGAAUGAAGAGAGACAAGGUUGACAAAGCAGUGUUGCGCAUCAUGAGUGAUGAGCAAAUGUCAAAAUACAUAAACACAUAUGGUGAUAGAGUAGCUGUGCUAUCUUUCUGUGAACAAACACAGUGCCAAAGCAUCAGUAAAGACACUCUUUUAGAGAGAUUGAAAUGUAAAAUAGGGGCACGCAAAAUGAAAUCAAAGACAAGAGGAUCACCGAGUGGAACCCCAGACGAACUCCAAAAUACCAUGGCCAGAGAAAGAAAUAGGGCAGGAGAGAAGGCUUCAAGAAAGGUUGAAAUUGGAUGGCUUCAUUUUGGCAUUAAUGGAUACAGUCAAGUACGGACCAACAGUGGGGGAGGCACGAGACAUUCUACAAUGGCAAAAACAGCUACUGUUGCUCAGAUCAUGGAAUUAGGAAAAGAACUAUUUUUUCCUGAUGGGCAGUCCACAAAAGGGCGAGCUGAAGACUUCACGUUUGACAUCUGCGAUUUUAAAAGGAACAAGAUUCCCUUUAAUCACACUGUUGGCCAAAUGUAUGAACAAACUAAACUAAAACUUCUCAGAUUUUACAUCUGUACUAAAGAGGGAGCUCCAAAAGAUCACUCAUCUGAGGAAAAUGGUCAGUUUGAAGAUGGAUCUCAGUCAGUCAUCACAGAUCUGCAGGAUAGUUCAUAUUCAACUGAUAGUGACGGAAGCGCCCAGAUGCAACAAAGAUCAAAAAGGUUAAGGAAAAUAUCUGAGGAUGAGACAGCACAAAGUCCAGGUCCAUCACAUCCCUUUCAGUCAACCCCAACAGACAUAAAAAAUAGCAGCAUUGACGGAAGAGAAAACACGAGUGACGUCACUUUACCGGAACCGGGCCCCUUGUUUGACGAGGCAGAUACACUUGUGUGGGAUUCGGACGAUGAUGUGGUGGUUAUCAAUUUAAAACAUGUUGAUGAGGAUGACACACAGAGGACAGAGUUGGGUGGUGCUCCUACACAGGUGAUAGAGCUUCUACUCCCUUCAGGUGAUGGCCUGCUUAACCUGGAUGAGCAGCAGUCCAUACACGAGGAAGCAGUGCAAGCUGCCCAGCUGGACAGUGGGCUAAAUUUCAAUUUGCCCUCUCAUUCAAGCAGCCACAUGCCAACAGACAGCAACCCAGGAAGUCCCCAGACCACACGGCGUGCUUCAGUUUGCAGGAUAAAGGUUGUUGAUGAUCUUUUGCCUGUAUUUACUGACAGCAGCAUCAUGAAUAUGACUUUAAAGAUGGACUUUGUCAACGAAAAAGCUAUUGAUGAUGCCGGAGUGUCUAGGGAGGUGUACACAGCCUUCUGGGAGCAAUUUCUUGAACAGUGUGAAGGAGAAACAGAGCGAGUUCCAAGGCUUAGGCCAGAUUUUUCUGAGGCUGAAUGGCAAGCAGUUGGACGGAUUUGGGUUAAAGGAUUUGUAGAUCAUGGUGUUAUGCCAGUAAAGCUAUCAAUGGCUUUUAUUUUAGCAUGCAUCAAUGGAAUUGACCAUGUUGAUACAGACAUCCUGAUGUCAUCAUUUCUCAACUACCUCCCUCCCAUUGAGAGAUCAGCUGUUGAGAAGGCUCUUCAGGGAACACUGGAUGAAAGUGAUCAAGAGGACUUGCUUGACCUUUUCACACGGAUGGGUUCCCAUUUCCUACCUCCAGAGAACAACAUGAAGCCUGCCAUAGAACUAAUGGCACACAAAGCAAUUCUCCAAGAGCCCAAAUUUAUUGUAGAUUGCCUCUCCACACCCAUGUCACUUGUGAGGUUUAAACUACCAGAUAAGGAAAGUGUGUUGAGUGUUUAUGAGUUAAAGAAGCCUACGGGCAAAAGAGUAAUGCAAUUGCUUGAAACUAAUAAGGUGGUGCUGUCUCAAAGAGAACAAACAACCUUAAACCAUCUCCAACGUUAUGUGAAAAAUGCUGAUCAAGCAAAAGCUGAGAAAAUCCUACGCUUCUGCACAGGUUCCUCAGUUAUAUGUGUUGAGAAGAUUAUGGUUAGCUUUAAUGCUGAAACUGGCCUCAACAGAAGGCCUGUUGCUCAUACCUGUGGAGCUACAAUUGAUGUGCCAUGUACAUACAGUUCUUACCCAGAAUUUCGGACAGAGUUUGACAAUAUCCUGUCCAGCAAUUACUUAGAAAUGGACAUCAUUUAAAUGUGGGACCAGGUUUAACUAGGCCAAGAAGUAACUGGCCUCAUGGUAUGGUUGAUAAUCAUUUAUUUAUGUAUUUAUGUUUUGUCAUUUAAACAUCUGAUGCACUGACAUCAUGAUAAGCAGUCUCAUUUCCUUUUCAGCAUGCACUUUAUUUGUUUUACUGGUGCAAUAAUACACCUCCAUUUUUUAACAGAUUUUAUAUUUUAAAUUAUACUUUGAAAAUGACUGCAGCUUUCUGUUUGAUUAUUUUAAAUCUAACCCAGUUUCUAUGCUGGACUUCUUUUCUUAAAAGCAUAUAAGGGUGAUAUUCUGUUAUUUACAGAAUUGUUAAUCACUGGUAGAAUUAGUGAUUGUUCCUUUUGAAGUCAUGCCAGUUAGUUGCUUAUUCAGAAGCAGUUUAAAACUCAAUACGAAGAUACCUAUCCAGUGUUCCUGUUUACAAAAUGUAUAAGCUGAGUUUGUCUGUGUAAUAUGCCCUUCUGAAUUAUUACAAUGUUUCCAUCAUAUUGAUCUAAUGUACUACUGUAACUUCAUGCUAUCACAUGUAUUUUUUUAUGUGAGUGCAUUUGCCCAAGAAGUGACCUUGAAUGUUUGUAUAACUUUUUUUUAUUGACAAACUAGUCAGAUUUGGCAAAGUUUACAUUACCUCAGGGUUUCAAAUGUUUGUAAAUGUUUUACAUACAGAAAAAUUAAAAAAGAAUUCCGCUA
Messenger RNA from Cyprinodon tularosa, 3115 nucleotides. RefSeq lists its product as uncharacterized. The record is from RefSeq and is a predicted model, not a curated record. The transcript has 5 exons. The coding region runs from base 203 to 2407 and encodes 734 amino acids. Lineage: Eukaryota; Metazoa; Chordata; Actinopteri; Cyprinodontiformes; Cyprinodontidae. Gene Ontology annotation, molecular function: ubiquitin-protein transferase activity.